Molecule: messenger RNA, 2877 nt
Organism: Theobroma cacao (cacao)
Lineage: Eukaryota; Viridiplantae; Streptophyta; Magnoliopsida; Malvales; Malvaceae
Source: RefSeq, a predicted model, not a curated record
CUUGUGCUCUUCCUGAACUUUUUAGUCAGGUUUCUAUAACCCAUUUAGACAGGUCUAAAAGUGGUGUUGCCAAGGGUUACCAAUUGGCCAUGCACUGUUUCAAUGUGGAAAUGGUUUUAGACUUGGCCAUUGCCACUACCAUCCAGGCUCCCCACAGCCAAUCCAACCCUUGUCCACUAAUUCUCUUGUACUCUUCGUGUAUAAAACAAAGUGAAAAGCUGUGCUUUUUGUGGCACAAAACAGAGGCCUUUCAGCUACAAAGAACCAACCAAAAUCAUAAAAGGACUCUCUUUCAAAUGGCUUUUCCAUGUGUACUCUCCGUCCCUCAGCUUCCUUAAUUCUGCUGACAGAAUAUAUACUACUACCUAGCUUGCAAGGAAGAAUAUCUUUUGGAGAGUAACUCAAAAGGAAUUGAUAGCAAAGAGCUUUGCUUUUGUGCCAUGAAGAACAAAAGACAACAAAAGAGUUCCAUUUGCUUUUGAGCAUGCAUAUAUGCUAAAAAUGUCUAGAAUUACAAAUGAAAUUAAGCAAAUGAUGUACCCACCUCCUGUUUCACCUCUCUCUUCAUUUCCAACUCCUAAUUACUAUAAUAUUGACUAUUAUGAAUCAUCCCCACCAUCACCUUCUAUCAGAAUCAGUCCAGUUCUUCUUUUGAUUAUAGUCAUUUUUGCUGUAAUCUUCUUCAUUGCUGGUCUUCUCCAUUUGCUAGUUAGAUUUCUCAUAAAGAGGCCAUCUUUUUCACCAAUUUAUCAAUCCAAUAGAUACCCUGGAAACUCAGAGUCCCAUGGACUUCAAAGACAGCUUCAGCAGCUCUUUCGUUUACAUGACUCAGGCCUAGAUCAAUCUGUCAUAGAUUCUUUACCAGUUUUCUACUACAAAGAUAUAAUGGGAUUGAAGGAGCCAUUUGACUGUGCUGUUUGUCUAUGCGAAUACUCGGACCAGGACAAGCUCAGAUUGCUUCCAAUGUGUAGCCAUGCUUUUCACAUGGAUUGUAUAGACACGUGGCUUCUUUCAAACUCUACAUGCCCCCUUUGUAGAGGAACCCUUUCAGGCUCUAGCUUACCCUUAGAAAAUCCGAUGUUCCAAUGUGAGUACUUGAGGGUAAUAUCUAAUGGGGUUGAGAGUGAUGGAGAAAACGGGAUUUCUUGUAGUCAGAAACCAGCGGCUGCUACGGAAGAUGUUAGUGAAAAGAGGAUCUUUUCAGUGAGACUUGGUAAGUUCAGAAGUAUAAAUGAUGGAGAAAGUGAUGGAGGGAGAGUAUUACAAGGAGAGAUUAGUAGCUGCAAUCUGGAUGCAAGGAGAUGUUACUCAAUGGGUGCAUAUCAGUAUGUGGUUGGUGAUUCAUUGCAAGUGACUUUGUCUCCUGAUGUUAGCCAUGGGAAGCUCGUGGAAGAGAAAGGAGAAGAUGGGAGUUCCUCCAUUGAUGGAGAUGUGGAAGAGAAGAGAAUCAGGAGAACUAAAGGUGAGAGCUUUUCUGUCUCUAAGAUAUGGCUUUGGUCUAAGAGGAGCAGAUUCACAGCUUCUUCAGAUAAUCAUGCUGAUGUAUAUCUCAAUGUAAGUUUGCCUAGGAAUGACAGAACUCAAGCUGUAUGAUUAUUUAAAAAAAAAAUUGUUCUCUUCACCAAUCAAUCUAUAUAUGUUCAUCAAAUAUAAGUGAUAUUUCAUUUAUUUUUAGCUUUUUCUUUAGCUGAUUGAUGAGGAUGCAUAUAUUUGGUGUUCAAAAUGCAAAGAACCCAAUUAGCUAAUUAGAAUUAAGAUGAAACUGAUUGCCCCUUCUUGGUGGAUGAAGCAAUAUGGCUCCCUCUUUAUUUAAACAGGAAAUGGUGAAAAGGGAAACUUCCUUCUUUCUUCCCUAAUCCCUAUUCAAAAAGGGUUGACAUUCCAGCCUUCUGCAAAAAUUUUAUGUUUAUCUUCUGUGGUUUCCUUGAAAAUUUCCAUGGCAGUUUGGUAUCUACUGACAAACAAUCAGUCAUUUAAUUGCAAUGGUGAUUUGUCAUUGAAUAAGCAAGAAGUACUUCAUGUAUAAGGAUUCUGUACUGGCUAUAUUUGUCUUUCUCUUGAACUCUUUUCAUUAGCAAAUUCAACUUCAUUUUUCUCAUCUGAAACAGCACUGAAAUCUGACACUGAAUCUGCAAAUUUUGGUUUGGUGCUGUGACUGGUAAUAGCUGUGGUUUGAAACCUGAGGCUUAACUUUUUCCAGUGGCUCUUGAAUCUUUUGAGUCUUCCAGUAUAGUUGGGAUGCAAACCCCACCAGAGAGAAAUGCUCCCAGCCUGACAGGCAAAAUAUCUUGCAUUUGACGCUAGGGAACUUAGCUUCCUUAGGGAGCAUGAGAGAAGGAGAUGAAGUUGAUGGGGACUCCAUUGUUUGAAAGCACAAUCAUGGUUGUCAAGCUCCAUUAAAAGAAGUUUCCUAAGGAUCUCACAACCUCCAAAUAUGCACCUGUAAGAAGAAGAUUGGAUCCCCCUGUAAAUGCCUGAAGGGGUCAACUUCUUGUCAGAGAUCACCAUCGGUGUCACACCACCAAAACUUCAACAGAAAAGAAUUGGCCUAUCCUGUUUUCCACCAAGGCUGGCGUCCAUAACCACAAGUUCUUUUUCACCUUUCAUCAAAGUGGGGGUGAUGCUCUUAGUCGAUGAUUUGUGAGAGAGCUUCAAUUUUUGUUACCUUCAUAAAAACAUGGUCCACAAAUGCAUAUAAGGGAUCAUGGUGUUAAUUUUUCCAAGUUAUUUCAGUCCCAUAAAAGAAAAGACAAAAAAGAAGAAAAAAAAAAAAGCCAUUUCUGAGCAGAUUGACUGUGGAGUAGCUUAAAGAAAAAAACUUGGAACUGUCAUGGCUGACAUGGUUUAGGAAGCAAACAUCAAACCUGUUAUUCUGAA